CGGGCCGGCGCGGAUAGAGCCGCGGCCACAGUGGGGCGGGGGGCGCCUCUGAGGAGGGGGUGGGAGCCGCGGCCGUCCGACCCUCCCCGCCGGCGGCGGCUCCCGCUCGGGAGCUCGGCUCUCUCGGUGCCACACUGGGAUCCGCCUGGCAGCCGCCGGGAGCCGCAGCCAAUGUGUUAGGACUUCAGGUGCUUUUUGGCACAAAGCUAGACUGCGACCUCCUACCAUAGCGCUUGGCGUCACCUGCUCUCCCGGCCCUGCCCCGGGGCCGAGGGAUUGCGUCCCGAACCAGGCUUGGGAACCGGCUGCCUCUCAAAUGAACCUCUAGUCUUGCUUUGAAAAAGCCAUUUUGUGUAACUCUUGACUGAAUAAUUUCCUAAUACACCUGUUGGGAGGAUCACUGAUACAGUAUGCCAUUUGAGAGGUACUUUUUCUUGACCAAAUACUCUCUUGGUGAUUAGAGAAGAGAGGUGUUUUGUUUUUUUGUUUGUGUUUUCCUGGUCAUUAUGAACAUUGGCUUUUCACCCCUGAAGUAAAAAUGUUGAAAACCGAGUCUUCAGGUGAACGAACCACUCUCAGAAGUGCCUCUCCUCACAGGAAUGCAUAUAGAACUGAGUUCCAGGCACUGAAAAGUACCUUUGACAAACCCAAGUCAGAUGGGGAACAAAAAACAAAAGAAGGUGAGGGCUCCCAGCAGAGCAGGGGGAGGAAAUAUGGCUCCAAUGUCAACAGAAUUAAAAAUCUAUUUAUGCAGAUGGGUAUGGAACCCAGUGAAAAUGCUGCGGUCAUUGCCAAAACAAGGGGGAAAGGUGGACCUUCAUCUCCACAGAGAAGAAUGAGGCCCAAAGAAUUCCUGGAAAAAACAGAUGGCUCAGUUGUUAAGUUGGAGUCCUCUGUUUCAGAACGAAUUAGUAGAUUUGACACAAUGUACGAUGGCCCUUCAUAUUCUAAGUUCACAGAAACUCGGAAGAUGUUUGAGAGAAGUGUGCAUGAGUCAGGACAAAACAGCCGCUAUUCCCCAAAGAAAGAGAAAGCUGGAGGGAAUGAACCUCAGGACGAAUGGGGUGGCUCCAAGUCCAACAGAGGCAGUACUGAUUCCUUGGACAGCCUUAGCUCCCGGACGGAGGCUGUUUCCCCAACUGUGAGUCAACUGAGUGCAGUAUUUGAGAACACUGAUUCCCCCAGUGCCAUGGUUUCUGAGAAGCCUGAAAACGAAUACUCAGUGACUGGGCAUUAUCCCCUGAAUCUACCGUCUGUUACUGUUACAAAUCUUGACACCUUUGGUCACCUUAAGGAUUCAGAUUCUUGGUCUCCUCCAAGCAAACACGGUGAUGAUGCAGAGGAUGCUCAGAAGAGUAAUAUAAGUCCGGUACCAGAAGUGGCUUCGAAAAGUACCUCUCUAGCUUCAGUGCUUGGUGAAGAAACACAGCAGAGCAAGGAAGCCGAGGACUCCACAUCUAACCAAGAGACUCCUGACAGAAUUGACAGAGAUCUUCCUGAGGAACCUUGUGCUGCAAAUAAGGCGAUGCCACAGUCUGAAAUCCUUUCACCACAAAAUGUACCUUUAGAAGAUGCCGAAGCUAAUUUAGUUGGGAGUGAGGCAGCAAUGCAUCAGAAGAAAGAACUUGCAGGUGGUGAUUUUACCUCUGCUGAUGCUCCUGGAUCCAGUUGUGGAAAGGAAGUACCCGAAGAUUCAAAUAAUUUUGAGAGUUCCCAUGUUUACAUGCACAGUGACUAUAAUGUGUAUAGGGUAAGAUCCAGGUAUAAUUCAGACUGGGGAGAGACAGGCACUGAACAGGAUGAGCAGGAAGAUAGUGAUGAAAACAAUUACUAUCAACCAGAUAUGGAAUACUCGGAAAUUGUUGGAUUGCCAGAAGAAGAAGACAUCCCAGCAAAUAGGAAAAUUAAAUUUAGUAGUGCUCCAAUUAAGGUUUUCAGCACAUACUCCAAUGAAGACUAUGACAGGAGAAACGAUGAAGUGGACCCCGUGGCUGCUUCUGCCGAGUAUGAACUUGAAAAGCGUGUAGAAAAGCUGGAACUUUUCCCAGUGGAACUAGAAAAAGAUGAGGAUGGACUUGGUAUAAGCAUUAUUGGAAUGGGUGUUGGAGCAGAUGCCGGGCUUGAAAAGCUGGGAAUAUUUGUCAAAACAGUAACAGAAGGUGGUGCUGCCCAGAGGGAUGGCAGAAUACAAGUCAAUGACCAGAUUGUGGAAGUGGAUGGAAUCAGCUUGGUGGGUGUCACACAGAAUUUUGCUGCAACAGUUCUCAGAAACACCAAGGGCAAUGUCAGAUUUGUUAUUGGGCGAGAAAAGCCAGGACAAGUGAGUGAGGUUGCCCAGUUGAUAAGCCAGACGCUGGAACAAGAAAGGCGCCAGAGAGAGCUGCUGGAACAGCACUAUGCCCAGUACGAUGCUGACGAUGAUGAGGUAACGAUGGAGGAUUUCAGUAAGCCCCUCACACAGUCAGCACUAUCCCACGAAAUUCUGGGGAACACUGUGGCUGAAUUGCAAGGAGUGUCUGGCAACUGCAAUAACAAUAACAACUAUUUCCUUAAGACAGGAGAAUAUGCCACAGAUGAAGAAGAGGAUGAGGUAGGACCUGUUCUUCCCGGCAGCGACAUGGCCAUUGAAGUCUUUGAGCUGCCUGAGAAUGAGGACAUGUUUUCCCCAUCAGACCUGGACACCAGCAAGCUCAGUCACAAGUUCAAAGAGUUGCAAAUCAAACAUGCAGUUACAGAAGCAGAGAUUCAAAAAUUGAAGACCAAGCUGCAAGCAGCAGAAAAUGAGAAAGUGAGGUGGGAACUAGAAAAAACCCAACUCCAACAGAAUAUAGAAGAAAAUAAAGAGAGAAUGUUGAAGCUGGAGAGUUACUGGAUUGAGGCUCAGACGUUAUGCCACACGGUGAACGAGCACCUCAAAGAGACUCAAAGCCAGUAUCAGGCCUUGGAGAAGAAAUACAACAAGGCAAAGAAAUUGAUCAAGGAUUUUCAACAAAAAGAACUUGAUUUCAUCAAAAGACAGGAAGCAGAAAGAAAGAAAAUAGAAGAUUUGGAAAAAGCUCAUCUUGUGGAAGUUCAAGGUCUGCAAGUACGGAUUAGAGAUUUGGAAGCUGAGGUGUUCAGACUACUGAAGCAAAAUGGGACUCAAGUUAACAAUAACAACAACAUCUUUGAGAGAAGAACAUCUCUUGGUGAAGUCUCUAAAGGAGAUACCAUGGAGAACUUGGAUGUCAAGCAGACAUCUUGUCAAGAUGGCCUAAGUCAAGACUUGAAUGAGGCAGUCCCCGAAACAGAGCGCCUGGAUUCAAAAGCACUGAAAACCCGAGCCCAGCUCUCUGUGAAGAACAGACGCCAGAGGCCCUCUAGGACACGACUCUAUGAUAGUGUCAGUUCAACAGAUGGGGAAGACAGUCUGGAACGAAAGCCUUCAAACAGUUUCUAUAACCACACGCACAUUACCAAAUCACUUCUGCCCAAGGGUUUGAGAACUUCUCCAGAAUCAGAUUCUGGUGCUCCAUCCCUCACUCCAGUGGCAGGCAAUGUGCCCUUCUCGUCUGACCACAUAACUGAAUUUCAAGGAGGACAGCUGCACCCAGAACAGGAGCCUUCCUCCUCUACGUGGGGAGACACUUCACUCUCCUCUCCUUCAAAAUCUGAUCAUGAUACGGAAGAAUCUCCUUGCCACCAUCAAGCCACAGCCAAGCAAAUAUCACAAGAGAAAGAUGGUGCCAAAGAUCCCAAAUCACUGAGGGCAUCCAGUUCACUGGUGGUGCAAGGAGGAAAAAUUAAGCGCAAGUUUGUGGAUCUGGGGGCACCUUUGCGAAGGAAUUCCAACAAGGGAAAGAAAUGGAAAGAAAAAGAAGCCAAUAGGUUUUCUCCAGGUAGCAGGAUCUUCAGAGGCAGGCUGGAACACUGGAAACCGAAGCCAUCCCCCACAGCGCAGGUCACCACCCGCUCACCAUGCAUGCCUUUCUCGUGGUUUAACGAAAGCCGAAAAGGAUCCUAUUCCUUCAGAAACCUGCCUUCACCUACAAGUCCCCUUCAGCCUUCUCCUGAAACUCUAAUUUCAGAUAAAAAAGGGUCCAAGAAUUUUACCUUCAAUGAUGACUUCAGUCCCAGCAGCACCAGUUCGGCAGACCUGAGCGGCCUAGGAGCAGAACCCAAAACUACGGGGCUCUCCCAGUCCUUAGUGCUGUCAUCAGAUGAGAGCCUGGAUAUGAUAGAUGACGAGAUCCUUGAUGAUGGACAGUCUCCCAAACACAGUCAGUGUCAGAAUCGGGCCGUUCAUGAAUGGAGCGUGCAGCAGGUUUCUCACUGGCUAAUGAGCCUAAAUCUGGAGCAGUAUGUAUCUGAAUUCAGUGCCCAAAACAUCACUGGAGAGCAACUCCUGCAGUUGGAUGGAAAUAAACUUAAGGCUCUGGGAAUGACGUCAUCCCAGGACCGAGCAGUGGUAAAAAAAAAACUGAAGGAAAUGAAGGUAUCUCUAGAGAAGGCUCGGAAGGCCCAAGAGAAAAUGGAAAAACAAAGAGAAAAGCUGAGGAGGAAGGAACAAGAACAAAUGCAGAGGAAGUCUAAAAAGAAUGAAAAGAUGACAGCUGCCACAGAGGGCGCUGGUGAGCAGUAACACACACCCUCUCUCAGACAAGUCUCCCCUCUUCCUGCCCCACUCUCCUCCGGAGGAUUAAGGAACUGAUGGCAGGGAUGAUGUGCGCUAGGCAGAUGGGGGAACCAUGUGUUGCAUAACUGCAUUUUCUGCAAUAAUCGAAUACUAUUUUAAUUUUUGCCUACUGAAAUAAUCCCAAGCCUCCUUUGGUUUCUUGCCAAACCAAGGAUCUCAUUUGUGAAAGAUGCAAAAUAGCUGUGUUUCUCUCUCUCUUACUAUGCCCUUGUGUUGUGUUGGGUGGGUUGCGUUGCUUGGAAAAUGGAUGUCACCCUGCCCAACAAAAGCGUGAAACACCCCAGGUAUUGUUAAUGGAAGGCCGUGACUUUUCAGUCUGGGAAUCCUGAAACUGGGCAAUAGCACAUAUCUGCAUGGCCGAGAGCACCACUCUGCCAUGAGAUCUGGGCUCCAGAAUCUACCCCAGCAUGUGGGAAAGUUUCCCCCUCAUUUUUGUGUCUGGACAGUGAGACAACCCCACUGUAGAAACAUGGGUGCUCUGUAACAUGAUUACGUACUGUGGCCAAAGGCAAGCAAACUCUUCUGUUUGCGGGGCAUCAGAAAGAGAGAAGAGAAUUAUAGUUAUUUGUUAACCCCAGAAGGAAGCAAAAAGCCUUAAGAAUGUGGAUGUGGGUAUUACCUUGGGGUUCUGAGAGUAACAUUUAUCCUCCAGAUUUAGCUGAACAAAGAAAAAAAUCAGACAUUAGCACAGCCAUGGGAUAUUGGGAUCCAUUGUUUACUUUGCUACUGCUGCAUGUUCAGUACUUCAGCAACACUGACACACAUAAUGUAGUUCCUUUUUCCCCCAACAAAUUGAACAGGAAAUUGAUUUUUAAGGAAACCAACAUUUUCAGGUUUCCUCUCGUGGGGAACAUUCUGGCUAGUCUUCGGCCUGACUGUGACACAAUCAGGAACUUGUCACAUAUUUUCUACUUAAGAUUUCCCAAGUGGGCUCAGUUAGUGUUUUAACAAAUGUACUUUUAAGAAAAAUAGAAAUACCAGUUAGAGAAAAUUUAGAUUUGAGUAACGUUCAACCAGAGAAGCUAUUUUAUUGAGCACACGGAAUGUUCCCGUAAAGGAGAGCUGACAGUUACAUUUUAGAGAUGUUUCGAAUGGUUUUUCUGAGCCAUUCUCUUUCACUCUUUAGAGAUUUCCACUUUACGGUUCAAGUUUGUUUAAGAGAGUACACAGGAUACAGUCUACCAGUGGAGACAGUUAAUACUUAUUUUAAACCCACUAUUAAGGAUUUCAGUAUUUCAUCAAAUUAAUUCAAGUGUAGGAGAUUAGGACAGAAGGAGGCAAAAAUAAAUUUAUCUGGAGAGAUUUCAAAUGAUUGGUUGUUGUUUGUUGUUUUGCUUUUUAUGCUUGUGUUUCUGGUUGUCUUUCCUACGUUGGCUGUAAAAACAAGGUCAUCCACUUUCCAAGGGACGAGUUUCAAAAUAAGAGUUGAGGCCAGAUAAAUUCUUGGACUUGUAUUUUACUUCCUUUACUACAUGGUGGGGGUAAUGGUGGGGGUGGGGGCGGGGGGAAUGGGACCUCUGUCCAUAUCUUUCACUAGAAAUGUUGUAUACACAGAGCUUGAGGGAAGGCUUUUGAAGGUUACAGGUCAUAGAUAAUGUAAAAGGGCUCUUGCCCAUAUAGCACCAUCUUGUAUUUUGAAUAUUGUGAUUUUUUUUUUGCUUGCUUGAAUAUCUGAAAUCUGGAAUUGGCCGAACUAGAAAUUUAUAAUGCUGUUCUUUCCCUAAGGCCUGUUUCCUUUUCAGUGACAGAGUAUUGUCUGUUAUACUUCAGUCCUUUUGUCGCUGGUACAGAUCAUUCAGUACUCAGAAACAUUGACACAAGUUAAUAUUGUGUUUUACAAUUAUCAGAGUCACUAUGUAUGUUUUUCUGACUAUCUUCAUUUGGAGUAUGAUAAUGAAACUGCCAUACUGGAUACUCUAUUAAUAUUUGAGAUGUGUGGUGCUUUGCUCUUUAUUAAUAUCAUGAGAAACAAGGAACCACCACUAUUCAUGAGCUACAAAAUUCAGCAGAUCUUCUCUAAUACUAAAAGACUACAUUAGUCAAAAUCUGGGAAUACUAGUGCUUGCUAUUGUAAAUUUUGACCAUUUUUGCUUAUCUUUGGGGGAGAAAAGGUGAUCUGGAUCACACUGGAAGUUUUUCUCUGUAUUCAUUUUAAGAGUGGAAAUAGAGGAGGAUUAUUUUAAGUUAUGUUUAUAUUUUGGUGUUAUUUGAGAAUGGAUGUACAUACUGGAAAUGUCUGUAAGUCUCAGUCUGCACAUAAUUUAUUGCAUUUUCUUAAAUGUCUUAAAAGUAUUGUUCUUGAACUUUAUUUGUACACUUCCAAUGUUUAGGUCAGUGAUCAACUGAAAAUAUUAUAAAGCAAAUUCUUAUUCCUCAAAUCACUUAGUUUGUAUUGUAACUAUUUUGGUUUGUUAAGUUAAGUUAUGGUAAUUUUAGGUCUUAGCGAGUUACUUUAAUAUUAUUACUACUUAAAACUGCUGAAACCGUAAAAGGUACUCGAUUUGACUGUCCGACAAAGGACAGAGUGUAAACUGAUUGAUCAAAGAGUGUGAAAACAAAGUGCAGGACCUCAGAUCUUAUGAACAUUUGGUUUUUGUAUUAUUUCUUCUCUUGACUCUAGUGCAUGAUGCCUGACCGGGGUUCCAGUGUCUUCAACAAUUCCUACUUUAAUGCUAGUGCUCUUCAGCGUCCAUACAGUUUAACACAGAAUUGUUGCUUCAUGAUCCUUAAAGACUUUGCAGUUUUUUAUUUAUCAGCAAAUGAACAAAAAGGGAGUAUCUGGUUACUAUGAAUUAUAUUUCCUAAAUGACAGCUCAGUAUGACCUUAACAAUAGCCACAUUGUUUUGGGGUAUAGGUAAUGCUUUGGGGGUUAGGGAAUGCGUGGUGAGGCCAAGCCGUAGACAGGGAGCAUUGUAUGGGCUGAAUGUCUAGGCAGAGUUUUCCAUUAAAGGACUUUAGUUAUUAUAACAGAUUAUUCAAGACCACCUCUCUUAAAGUAACUCACAGUUUAUGUACUAGUUUUCUCAUUCUUUUCUUUUUUUUUUUCUGCCUGAAUCGGAAGUGUACGUCAGAGUGAUACAUUAGGGCAGAAACUGAACUUUGCUCCUUCUGAUACACUGAUGAAGUCCGCCAUUAAUUUCAUGACAAUAAAGCUAUCGUUCUAGGCUAGCCUUCUUAGCUGGGGUUGACCUGGAUUUCUGGCCCUCAACAUCAAAGAAGCAUCUUUAACCCAGAGACAGACAGACAGUUCGUGAUUGCAGUAUUACAGUGCUCAUUCCAAACUUAGCUUUUUAAGGGGCCUGAAAUGGGAAUAACCUACUUUGUGUUUCUUUGUUGUUGUUGGGAACAAAGUGGCAAGAGGACAGGAGAGGAACCAAAUUAACCCUUGCUGCUGCUUUUCAUCCUCUAGUCCUCUCUAGCCCGAAAUCUUAAGCUCUCCCAGGCCCAAGCUACCAUCAUAGGUUGUUGGAUAUAGCCCCUCAAUUAGCCCUUAUGGUUUUGGCUAAAGACAAAGAAUUCUCGACUAGGUUUUUUUGUGUAAUAGGAUUAACAUGUGCUUUAAAAUUAUAUUUUUAAAAAGUAAAUAAAAUACUGCAUUUAUAUGGAUAUUCAAACUCAAUUAUAAAUAUUAAAGGUUCUAUAGACCAGGCUUCAAGAGAAGAAACCCAGUGUUUGAAGAUUCUAAAGAGAGAUGUCCCAACAAUUCUGGAACAAGUGUUUAUAAUCUGGAUAUGUGGUAGCCCCUCAUUACAUUGGCGUAUUCAAGAAUUACCAAAUUCCAUCUGAGCCAUUAAAGUUACUGUCCUAGCAGGGCCCUGGUGAGGGGCAUUUCACUCUGGUGGACAGCAGGCACUACGGUUCAAGUCACUUGGUUAAUGGUAAGUCCUCAGUGCUUUCUGAAUGAAAGGUGAAAUGGAAAAGAAAAGCUCAGGCUUUUUAAAAAAUAUCUUUUCAAAUUUACCUUUGAUCAAGGAUCUACCUGUACACUCUUCUGAAGCUAAGCAUUUAAGGAGAAAGUCCAGAAAUAAAAUGUCCAUAUUUUCCACUAGAAUUGUUUUUUUUUUAUUAUGAUAACGGGGGUGGGGAGUAAAUUCUCAAAAGAAAACAGUAUUGUAAGAAAUAUGAAUGUGCUUCAGUGACUCAUUCCUGGAAAAGAGCCUGGGUAUAUAGACAGAUUUUUUAAAAAACUAUAUUUGUCUUAGGUAUUUAAAGUCUCAGGAAGUUUAGUUUUGGCUCAAAACACUGGGGAAAAAAUAAUACUGGACAGUGCACUAGUAGUAUUUGAAUAACUUAUAGUAGCAACAGAAUAGAUCCAUCCAACCAGGAAGUCAGAGGGCAAGGGAAAAGCUUACAGAAUCAAUUUCUCCCUGGAAAUAAAAGCAUCAAGUUCCACCUUAUGGUAAACAGAGGGUCUUUAAGUGCUUGUGCGUGAGUGUCUGUGUGGAUGUGUUGAGGGAAUGGUUGUUACUUGAAGGCUCGCCUAGUUGAGUGGCCUGUGACCUGCUUCCACAUCUACAGAGUGGGGAAGGAAAGAAAUGUGAUGAUUUCCGAUCCUUGGCCCUGCCCCAACCCCAACCCCAAAACUUCUAGAGAUUCAAGAAUGAAUGAGAGGUAAAAAAAUAAGAGAACCAGAGGCAACUUGUCAAUAAUGUGCAUGCUGUGUGUGGAGAUGUACAGAACUACAUAUGUGUGAAUAUAUUUCCACCUUACACGCAUACAUAUAUACAUACAUAUGCACACACGCACACACACACACACACACACACUGCAAUCACAUGGCAUAAAAUAUAUGUACAUUGUAUAAGGAACUUGGUAAUGUCAGUUAGGACUCCAAGCAGUAAUCAUAGCCUUAUCGCCACUUUGUGUGUGUGUAUACAUGGAAUGGCUCAUAAGAUUUUAAGAGAUUUUUUUAAUGUAAGUAUUUCUACUAAAUGCACUUAUCCUUCUACAUGUUUAUAUAUUUUGGUAAAAUUGAUUUACUAGAUACUUGGUAUUUUAGUAAGAUAAAGUUUCCUCAAAUGUUUAGUUAAUGCUUUGUUGUCAAGAUUGCACAUUGCUGAGUUGAACCUCAGAAACGUAGGCAGCUUUGGGCAUUUUCAACUGGAGACCGCAGUCUCUUGGCUAAAAAUUAUACCUGUGUUCUUGUGCAUUCGCUCAUGCUCUUCGAUGAUGUACUUGGUAGCUAUGAUGCUUAAGCCACUAACUACUGGCUCUCUGAUGGCAGUGUUGCCAUCACACGGUCAUUUCUUUACUUUUUUUUGUGGAGCGAUGGCAUGGUUAGGUCAUUGCCAAAUAUCACGCAAGUGGAUAUGAGCGUGCGUAUGUUGUUGGAAGGUGUGCCCUUCUCUUUCUUUCAGCUGCUUUAUCCACAUACCCAGGUUUUCUGCUAAGGAUGUAACCGUUCAUCCAUGAAAGAACAAUUGGCCAAAAAUAGUUAAAUUACCUUGACAAGUGGGAAUUAACAGGCACUCCAACUAGAUGACACCUACCAACAACAUCAGGUUUAGUUAGUGCUUUGCAAAGCCCCUUAAGUAUAUGUGUGUGUAUGUUUUCCUUAAUAUUAUUUAUGGUUAUCACAAUCAUUGCUUUUGUAUUUUUAAUGGUGUCGCAGUUAAGCCACUUGUACAUCUGCUACAUAUCACUAACAAAACCAGCCAGCUGAAAAGAGAAACAAGAGAGAAUGAAUUCUAUUCCAUUUUAAGAAGUUGAUUUAUUUUAAUCUUUCUUUAUAUAUCACUAAAGGAAAAGAGUUGUUUGAAAAUCAUUUUGCGUCCGAUAAGUAUGGAUAGCAUGCUAUCUGAAACUUUUAAUUUGUACAUUUUGGUGUCUGAUCAUUUGCAUGGAAGAGACAAUAUAGUGCCACGUCUGAAUUGUUCUCUUGUGCUUGGUUAAUAUGUACUUCUCUAGAUUGUUCCGUUUCAAACGACAUUUCUUACUCUUUGGUUUUCAGAGGCGUUCAAAGCAAACUAUCACAAUGGUCCUCUGUUUUGUGACCAAUCUAAAAAUACCUGUGAUUACAUUUAAUUUGUCAGUGUAAAUAAAUCUCUUGCCAAUGAGUAUUAUUGUUGUCAGACAACGAAUGCAAUAAAAAGAGAAAUACGGAUA
This is a messenger RNA of Neofelis nebulosa (Clouded leopard), 10781 nucleotides long. RefSeq names its product protein phosphatase 1 regulatory subunit 9A (gene PPP1R9A). Gene Ontology annotation, molecular function: actin filament binding. Gene Ontology annotation, cellular component: dendrite; actin cytoskeleton; postsynaptic density. The transcript has 23 exons. The record is from RefSeq and is a predicted model, not a curated record. The coding region runs from base 539 to 4621 and encodes 1360 amino acids. Gene Ontology annotation, biological process: neuron projection development; calcium-mediated signaling; actin filament organization. NCBI's taxonomy places the organism in Eukaryota, Metazoa, Chordata, Mammalia, Carnivora, Felidae.